AUGGUUCAGAGAAUCAGAUCCUGGACUUGUGACUUUCAGAUUCUGACUUAUCAUGAAAUUCUCAUGAGACUCCUGAGAAGCGGCAACGGGCGGUGGCUCCUACGUUUCCUCCCUUGGUGACUAUGCUAACAUCACUUCCAAGUCGUUUCGGAUGGGUCGGAUUGGGUGCUAUGGGGUACCCAAUGGCGAAUCAACUUCGACAGAAGUUACCUGCGGGAUGCGAGCUAUGGGUGUUUGAUGUAAACGAAGAGGCGACCCAGCGGUUUGUCAGUGAGAGUGAGGGAUCUAUGCCGAUAUCAAUAGCACAGAACGCAAGGGAGGUUGCUGAGAAUUCGGAGUGUAUGAUUUCGAUCGUGCCUGAAGGAACCCAUGUCAAGCAAGUUUAUCUUACUCCAGACACAGGCGCUCUGAGCGCGAACACGGCAGGAAAGCUAUUCGUAGAUUGUUCUACUAUAGAUAUUGAAACGUCCCUAAUAGUUGGGGACGCAGUGGAGAAAUCCAGCCCAGACGCACCGGCUUUGUUUUACGACGCGCCGGUUUCUGGAGGAACCAUAGGAGCUGAGAAGGGUUCGCUGACCUUCAUGGUCGGAACAUCCGAGGAUGAUCGCCUUUUUCCAAUUUUGAAGCAGCUUUUCAGCUUUAUGGGAACGUCCGUAUAUCCCGUAGGAGGGCGCAGCCUCGGAUUGGCAGCAAAACUCAGCAACAACUAUCUCUCGAGCAUGGUGACCCUUGCCACAGCUGAAGCCAUGAACUUGGGCAUGCGUUUGGGUAUCGAUCCCAAAGUACUGAGCGGAUGCUUCAAGACGAGUUCCGGGGGAAAUUGGGUUAAUUCAACAGUCAACCCGGUACCAGGAGUUUGUCCUGACGCUGUAACGAGUAGGGGUUACGAGGGGGGAUUCAAGAUCCAAUUAAUGAAAAAAGAUAUGGGUCUCGCGAUCGAGGCCGCGAAAAGAGUUGACGCGAGACUAGUGUUGGCAGACUCGGCCUUGCCUGCAUAUACUGAAGCUUCUGGCGAUCCUCGUUGCAGAGACAGGGAUGCCCGUGUCAUCUACAGAUGGCUGGGUGGUAUGGAGCCUGAGAUCUGAGAUCUGAUGCAAUGUGCUGGUGGAAUUGCCUGGCUCGGCGUCCGCGUGAAACUAAAAUCCAUUGAUAUGCGUUUAUAGUCGUCUAUACAAAGACAUGGGCACGUUAAAAUACGGGGAUAUUAAACAACCUUGAGAUUGCGCUAACAAUGGAGUUGUCGGUUAUAGACCGACCGGUUCCUUCCAAAAGAGAAAACAAUCCUACCAAGUACACAAGACCUGUAGGAAGGAAAGUGAGUGAUGUUCAAUAGGAAAAGAAUCGACGUUCGACGUUCAGUCCCGAAAGAUGGUAUGAUUGAAGGCAGCAUGGCAGUUGAACCGCUAGCCAUUCAAAGAUAAGAUAUACAUCAUGGUAAAGAAUGAGGCUGAAGAGGGAUGAAAAACUCACAAAAAGUAUCAGAGACCACGUCGACGAAUGGGUGAGCGGGGAAAAAGAGAAACUCGUGCGUCUUAGUAAAC
Messenger RNA from Marasmius oreades (fairy-ring Marasmius), 1541 nucleotides. RefSeq lists its product as uncharacterized. Bases 123 to 1085 code for a protein of 320 amino acids. The transcript is spliced from 6 exons. Gene Ontology annotation, molecular function: NADP binding; NAD binding; 3-hydroxyisobutyrate dehydrogenase activity. NCBI's taxonomy places the organism in Eukaryota, Fungi, Basidiomycota, Agaricomycetes, Agaricales, Marasmiaceae. Gene Ontology annotation, cellular component: mitochondrion. The record is from RefSeq and is a predicted model, not a curated record. Gene Ontology annotation, biological process: L-valine catabolic process.